UUGCGACUGGAAAACUACAUAUUUUGAAGAGCAAAAGUCACAGAGCUUUGAAAACGACGGGAGUGCUAAGUCGCUGACAACGUUGUUGUCAACAGCUGAAACGCAGAAUUCGUUUCGAUAAAACAGCAGAUGAACGGCCUUCCACUUUAACUCUGUUUUUUCGUCCGUUUCGCGAGUAUUCUGAUUCAAUCAGUCGUUCGCACUGCACGAGCUCUGCAAUAUCUUUCGGAUAAUUACAGUGGAUACGAACGCCGAGAUUCACCGAGCUUGAGAAAAAAACAGACGAAUCUAUCGGAAUGUUUUAGUGGAUGUGUAACAAUUUAGUCAUGGAGUACGUAAAAUUUUGGAUCCUUGUGUUCUGUACCUUUACAACGAUUUCGCACACUUCUGCCGAAAGUGACGAGGACGAUGACUAUCUGACAUUUCCACCGGGAUUUCGCUUGGGUGCUGGCGGAGCCGCCUAUCAGAUCGAGGGUGCUUGGAACGUCAGUGGCAAAGGCGUGAGUGUUUGGGAUACUUUCACCCACACGUACCCGCAAAAUAUCAAAGACGGGAGCAACGGUGACGUCGCGUGUGAUUCGUAUCACAAGUACAAGGAGGACGUCCGAUUGGUGAAAGAAAUCGGAUUGAAAUACUACCGAUUCUCACUAAGCUGGACGAGAAUUUUACCAACCGGUUAUCCAAACGUGGUCAGCAAGGAUGGACUACGUUACUAUAACGAUCUAAUAGACGAAUUACACCGCAAUGGGAUCGAGCCGGUUGUUACUCUUUACCACUGGGACCUACCGCAGGUAUUGGAAGACCAGGGCGGCUGGACCAACGACGAGGUGGUCAACUGGUUCGGCGACUACGCCAGGAUAGUUUUCACAGAGUUCGGACCGAAGGUCAAAAUAUUUACGACGAUAAACGAGCCCACGUCAUUUUGUAGAGAAGGAUACGGACAUCUCAACAGAGCUCCGAACAAGGAUCUGGAUCCGUGCGGAACUUACCUUUGCGGUCACAAUGCCCUCAAAGCUCACGCUAGAGCGUACCAUAUUUAUGACCGAGAAUUUCGCCCCACGCAGAACGGAAAGAUCGGGAUAGUCUUCGCGUGUCCUGGACAAAUAGCGAAAAAUCCUGGUGACGAGGCCACCGUCGACACGUAUUAUCAAUUCACCUGCGGGUGGUUCGCGCAUCCGAUAUAUUCGGAAGAAGGCGAUUACCCUCAAAUAAUGAAGACCAGAGUUGCCAAGAACAGUUUCGACGAAGGCUACUUCAGAUCGCGACUUCCCGUCUUCUCACCAAAAUGGAUCGAAUACAUCAGAGGUACCGCCGAUUAUUUUGGACUGAACCAUUACACCUCGGUGCUUGUUGAGGAAGCCCCGAAGGAACGAGAAACUAUUUUGGAUACCGGAAUCCACGCGAGCGUUGAUUCGAGCUGGCCUGACACGGCUACGAGUUGGCUGAAGAUCGUGCCUUCCGGCUUCGGAGGUAUUCUCAGAAAGAUAAGAGAUGAAUACAACAACCCUAACGUCUUCGUUCUCGAGAACGGUUGCUCGGACAACAGAACAACACUUUCCGACACUCAACGCAUCGAAUACUUCUAUUCGUACCUAAAAGAAAUGAUCACUGCGAUCAAACGGGAUGGUUGUAACGUAACCAUGUACUCGAUCUGGAGUCUUCUCGACAAUUUCGAAUGGAACGACGGCUACGCAGAAGGAUUCGGGAUCGUACAAGUUGAUUUCAAGGACCCCAACAGAACUCGAACACCCAAGCUUUCCGUCGAUCGGUGGAAAGAAGUCGUACGAACCCGUAAACUUCAACCUUUGAAUCCUACGAUCGAAGACGCCUCGGAGUUAUUUGGACACCAAGGACGGAAACGAUCGGCAAAAUGCUAGCCGUAGUUGUGAAGAGGAUUUCUGACGUAACGCCGGCUAAAAAUAUUUGUCACGUACACGACUCAGCUACUCUUUUCGGGACCUACGGCAGCGUUUUUAAAAAUAUCAGGCAUAUUCGAAUCAUCUUUUUGUAAUAGGCGUUUGUCCAUAUGAACGCACAUUGUCGACGAUCCGGCGAUAAGUAAACUGGAAUUGAAAGCUCUGUAAUUGUUUGAAUUCAUCGAAAACUCGUGAUUCCACGAGUUACGACCUGUUGUUUUACUCCUCUUAUCUAACCAAACUCACAAUCAGUUUUGUCGGAGCUGAUUUUGACCGCCGGGUCUGGCCACCAACGUUAAAAAAAUUCGAGUGGUUACGACGAAGAGCUGACGAAGUCAAACAAAUCGCCGGAAUAGAUUAGAAAUAAGUCAUUCCCUGACUACGAACGCCACGCCGCGAAAUUCAGCGAUAGUCGGUACCCAAGCGUAGAACAUUAUAAACGCUGAAUAGAAUAACUUUUAUGUUUUGCGUAAUUAAUGAUAUUAUAAUUUGCCGGUAGAUGUUGAGUUGUGUCGUUGAACUUCAUUAAAUUUUUGCGAAUGUUUUUCUGCGAUUCGGUUAUCUGUAACAUAUUCGGUGUGGGUUUGACCAUUGGAAAGGUUCAACGAUUAUUGUCGGUCGGCUGAUUAAUUAAAAAUAAACAUUAUCUAAUCUAA
Messenger RNA from Athalia rosae (coleseed sawfly), 2572 nucleotides. Its product is annotated as myrosinase 1-like. NCBI's taxonomy places the organism in Eukaryota, Metazoa, Arthropoda, Insecta, Hymenoptera, Athaliidae. Bases 309 to 1877 code for a protein of 522 amino acids. The record is from RefSeq and is a predicted model, not a curated record. Gene Ontology annotation, molecular function: beta-glucosidase activity. Gene Ontology annotation, biological process: carbohydrate metabolic process. The transcript is spliced from 8 exons.